This is a messenger RNA of Lactuca sativa (garden lettuce), 881 nucleotides long. RefSeq names its product co-chaperone protein p23-1. Gene Ontology annotation, biological process: chaperone-mediated protein complex assembly; protein folding. Gene Ontology annotation, molecular function: Hsp90 protein binding; protein-folding chaperone binding. Lineage: Eukaryota; Viridiplantae; Streptophyta; Magnoliopsida; Asterales; Asteraceae. The record is from RefSeq and is a predicted model, not a curated record. Gene Ontology annotation, cellular component: nucleus; cytosol.
UCGGUUAGAGAGUCGGAAGCAUCUAGAUGCCACGGCCUUCUUCUAUCCGCACCCUAGCUAUAAAUACUCGAGUGAAUCAUUUGCAGUUUCCGUAUCCAAUCGCCAAGUGCAGAUAAACGAUUGCUUUUAAAGGAUUAUCUUUACAGUUAGGAACCGCGAAAAUCAAUCAAAAUGAGCCGACAUCCUACCUUGAAGUGGGCCCAGAGGGCUGAUGUGCUCUUCAUCACCAUUGAUCUACCUGAUGCCAAAAAUGUGAAGCUUAAGUUGGAGCCUGAGGGUAAAUUCUACUUCUCUGCAACUGCUGGAGCUGAGAAUUUACCUUAUGAAAUUGACAUCAACCUUCACGACAAGGUGGACGUGGAUAAAAGCAAGGCAAGCGUUGGACCACGAACUAUUGUUUACCUUAUAAAGAAGGAAGAAAGCAAAUGGUGGAACAGGCUUUUGAAGGAAGAGGGAAAAACUCCAAUGUUUGUGAAAUGUGAUUGGGACAAAUGGCUAGAUGAAGAUGAACAGGAGGAAAAGGUUGGAGGUGAUAUGGACUUUGGUGACAUUGAUUUCUCCAAACUUAACAUGGGAGGUGGUGGAGAGUUUGAUGAAGAUGAUAGCGACACAGAAGAAGAAAUCAACAAGGAAGAAGAAGAAGCAAUUGAGAAGAAGAUGGAAACUGCAACUGCACUACCUGUUAGCAAUGGAGUUGAGGCAACAGCUUGAGCUAUUAUCAUAUGAUUUGGUUAGCAUUUUAAUCCAACUGUUUUGGUUUAAAUUUGAUGGAUUACUUCUAGUAGCCUUUAUUCACUCUAUCUAGCAAAUUACCUUGAAACAUAAAUGAAGAUUGUACAAUCUUUUACUACUUGCAAUGAUGAAAAAAAAAUCCAAACAAA